Dreissena polymorpha is the source of this 603-nucleotide messenger RNA. Its product is annotated as piggyBac transposable element-derived protein 4-like. The record is from RefSeq and is a predicted model, not a curated record. The coding region runs from base 1 to 603 and encodes 200 amino acids. The transcript has 2 exons. Lineage: Eukaryota; Metazoa; Mollusca; Bivalvia; Myida; Dreissenidae.
AUGGCUGACUACUUAGAUCAGCUAUUUAACAGUGACUCGGAUGAGUCUGAGUUUUCUGGUUUCUCAGAGUUUGACUCUGAUAUUGAAGUCGGUGAUUUGUCCGAUGAAGACAUUUUUCCCAAUGCUGAGGCUGCAGAUGAUAAUUGGACAGAUGACUUCAGUCCAUUGAGGCUGCUUCAGUCCAUUGUGGGGCAUACGAAUGGUUACUUCGAUUUGAAGAUGGCACAGCUGGACUUACCAACAGACCUUAGACGGCAGGACACAACUGAAGAAGAGAUGAGGGCAUUCCUGGCCAUCAACAUCCUGAUGGAUAUCAACCAGCUCCCCAAUGCCAAGAUGUUCUGGUCGUCCAAUCCCUUCAUCAACACUGCUGGAAUCACCAACACCAUGAAAUGCAACAGGUUCCAGAAGCUGGUGCAGUACUUCCAUGUUGAGGACUGGUCGACUGAGCCAGGAAGGGGAGAGCCCGGAUACAACAAACUCUUCAAGGUGAGACCUGUCAUGGAGAGCGUCAGCCGGACAUUCCAGGACAUCUACACACUCAACAAGGAGGUCUCCAUUGACGAGGCCAUGAUUGCGUUUACCGGCCGCAUCAGCUUUUAG